CCUACUUGCACCGUCUGUACGUUUGUCGUACCUUNACAGUUUCUGCCACAAAAUACAUUUUAUACCACUGGAUGUCUCACAAAAAGACCUAAUUGACCUACUUGCACCGUCUGUACGUUUGUCGUACCUUGUACUUGGCGUGAACAUGCGUGUUUCGGAAGUUCUGAUGUUCUUGUCUCGUGCGCAGGUACUUUACGUACUUGUAGUACUGAACAUAUGAAGUUCAGAGGUAGGUAGGUACGGUACCCGGUACCGUACGAUGUGAUGUACGUUUCAGACAGAUGCGCGUGAUUUGAGAAAAUCUUUUCAUUUUCGAGAAAAAUAAAAAUCUGCGGAAAUCAGUCGAAGUCGAUCGAUUUUCAAACAAUUUUCAUCCGAUCCUUGCUCAGAAAUCUUCUGCAGGUGGGAUACACUACUCGCGUACUGUAGUUGUGCUUUCGUUCGUUCUUUCUGUUCAUCGCUACAACUCUGCAUCAUCGUCACCAUACUUCGUAGUACUBUGCAAGCAGAUACUAUGACAAUGGCAAUCGGCAUCCAAUCGCUCCGACGACGAUCCCUACUUGUUCUCCAGAUCUCGCUAUUACUAGCAACYGCCAACAUUCGGUGCAUUCGAGCCUUUCAGCGCAUCCGAUCGGAAAGCGUCAAAAACCUUGCCGGAAGAACCAGCAUGUCGUCGUCUUCCUGCCUGAACGGAAGCGCCAACCCGCUCUUGGAAGCGUGGACCCAGCCCUUCUCGCUGCCUCCCUUUGACAGGAUCCAGACCGAACACUAUCGGCCCGCCCUGGAGGUUGGGAUGGAGGAACAUCUCCGAGAUUUACAGGCCAUUGUCGACAACCCAGAGCCACCGUCUUUUGAAAACGUCAUGGUGGCCUACGACCGCGCUGGGAGGACCCUGAACAAGGUCGGGGGCGUCUUUGGGAACAUGUGCUCGUCCCAGAACACACCCGAGCUGCAGGCCGUUCAAACGGAAAUGUCGACAAUUCUGAGCCGCCAUCGGUCCUCCACGUACACUCUUCCAGGGUUGUUCGACAAGGUGGAGCAGGUGCACCGGGAGCAGCAGGCAGAGAACGGCGGUGGUCGAACCAGRGAGGAYAACCGCUUGACCGAACGCAUUUAUCUAGACUUUACCCGUUCCGGUGCACACUUUGACACAGAUAAGCAAGCGGAGAAUGCCGACAUACAAGCCAAGCUGGCCUCGCUGAUUACGGAAUUUAUGCAAAACGGUAAGUCCUUGCUGCGGAAGAAGGAUAUUAUGAAGAAUGCAUCAUUGCGAUUUGUAAGGAAAGCAGCAUCCGCAAAUUAUGCCGGGAUGGCGAACCAGAUGUCUUGACCUACAAACUCAUCGUUUCGCGUUGUGUAUUGCGAUAUCGUUCGUGGAAAAAAAGUCCUGAAGGACGAAGAACAAUACGAGUUGGUUCUGAAGCGGGAUGAUCUUGCAGGAUGYCCGGAUUCCUUGGUAGAGGCCGCAAAGAACGCAGCCGAGGAAAGAAAGAAAGCAGACGACGAGUACGUCAUWACGCUAUCGAGGUCGCUCGUGGAGCCUUUUCUUACCUUUUCGAGCCGCCGGGAUCUCCGGGAAACCGCCUGGAAGGCUUGGACCUCGCGCGGUGAAAUGGAUCCCGACCGUGACAACAUCAAGAUYGCCACUGACAUCCUCAAACUGAGGCAGAAACAAGCAAAGCUACACGGCUACAAGAAUUUUGCAGAAUACCAGUGCGUCGAUCGGAUGGCGAAAACCCCCGAAAAGGUGAUAGAACUACUCGAAAAUGUCUGGGAAAAAGCCAAGGUUUCAGCCAAUGCCGAGCGAAAGGAACUUGAAGACUACGUCAAGCAACAAGGCAGUCUUGGCGAGGACGAAAAAGACAUAAUCGAAAACGGUGUCCAGGCAUGGGAUUGGCGUUAUUAUGCAGAACAGGUUCGAAUCGCGAAGUACGAUUUCGAUGAGAGUCUCCUGAAGCCAUACCUAAGCCUCGAGAGCGUCACCAAUGCGGUCAUGGCCGUAUCGAACAAAUUGUUUGGUUUGAAGUACAUCCCGAGRGAYGAUAUCAAAACCUACCACGAAUCCGUCAAAGCGUACGAGGUCCGAAACGAACGGGAGGAUGACAAGCUCGUUGCGAUCUUUCUCCACGACAACUACGCUAGACCCUUCAAAUCCGGCGGCGCGUGGAUGUCGGAGUUCCGCUCUCAAACAAAAAAUCUUUCAGAAGARAUGAAGGAAGAGUACCAGGGAAUCCCUAUCGUUACAAACAACAAUAAUUUUGCCAGAGGUAAAAACACGUUGCUCUCCUUUGAUGAUGCCACWACGUUGUUCCACGAAAUGGUACGUUAGAUGCACUUUAAUGCUUUUUCGAGUACUACAAUGUACUUUUUUGAAUGUUUGCUGAACAGUUCUUGCGAAAUACUUCUUCUAUCCUCCCUAGGGACACGGCCAUCAUGGCAUGCUGUCAGAUUGCACCUACGGUCGACUUUCUUCCACCAAUGUGCUCAGAGAUUUUGUGGAGCUUCCUUCGCAGCUCAUGGAACACUGGUUCGAAGAACCUGAAGUUCUGAAGGAAUAUGCACGCCACUAUGAGACGGGAGAACCAGUUCCGGACGAGCUUAUCGAAAAAAUGAACAAGGCGAGAUCCUUCAACCAAGGGUUUGCUACAAUCGAAUACACGGCAUGUGCCCUCCUCGAUAUGCUCCUUCACCAGGUCGACGACUACGAGAACUUUGACAUGUCCACGUUCGAACGAGAAGAGCUCGAUAGGUUGGGCAUGCCACAGGGCGUUGUAAUGCGCCACCGACCUGCUCAUUUUAGCCAUCURUUUGCGAGCUCGGGAUAUGCUGCUGGAUACUACGGUGCGUACAAACUUGCUGCUCUUCUUUGAGUCGAUUGCGAAUCUUUGAUGGAAAUGACWCUCAACUGCUUGUGYGCACACCUUUUUUCCUGGACACGAACCUUUGCUUUGUUAUAAUCUCUUUGUAUCAGUUUAUUUGUGGGCCGAGGUUCUCGAUGCGGAUGUGUACGCCGCCUUUAAGGAAACCGGGAAUGUGUUUGAUCCGGAUAUGGCAGAACGAGUUCGCAAGUACGUGUACUCCGCUGGGAAUACCGAGGCACCCGAUGAGCUCUUUCGAAAAUUCCGUGGCCGGGAUCCCGACAUCAAGUACAUGCUAGAGAAAAAAUCGCUCGUCUCUGCAUCGUAAUGCGUUUUGUGGAUCUUGUUGCAUCAACUCUUCGAGUAGUCACUAGUMAAAUGGAGACAACCUCGCCAAAGACAAAGAAUACCAUGGAUCGGAUUUUCUUCCGAUACCAAUGCAAUAUGAUCGGUUGUCGGUGAUCGUGACUCCGUCGCUAUAUCUCCUUGCC
Molecule: messenger RNA, 3349 nt
Organism: Pseudo-nitzschia multistriata
Lineage: Eukaryota; Bacillariophyta; Bacillariophyceae; Bacillariales; Bacillariaceae
Source: the annotation of a GenBank genome assembly